CACAGAGAAGAGAGAAAACGUACUGUGAGCCAGCCAUGGCUUCCAAGAAGAUUGCCACCAUGACUUCCCUUGCGACCUUCCUCGUAGCGCUGCUGCUGCUCUCAUGCGGCGGCAAGGGCGUUGACGCGGCGCGGCGCCUGGAGGAGGCGCCGCUUGAUGUCCCGAAGCCCGAUCUGCCGGCGCCGCUUCCCGAGCCUGGCGUGCUUCCCAAGCCCGAUCUGCCGGCGCCGUUGCCUGAACCUGACGUGCCGCCCAAGCCGGAGCUGCCGCCGCCGUUGCCCACGCCUGACGUGCCGCCGAAGCCGGAGCUGCCUCCGCCGUUGCCCACGCCUGACGUGCCGCCGAAGCCGGAGCUGCCUCCGCCGUUGCCCACGCCUGACGUGCCCCCCAAGCCGGAGCUGCCUCCGCCGUUGCCCACGCCUGACGUGCCGCCGAAGCCGGAGCUGCCUCCGCCGUUGCCCACGCCUGACGUGCCCCCCAAGCCGGAGCUGCCUCCGCCGUUGCCCACGCCUGACGUGCCUCCCAAGCCGGAGCUGCCUCCGCCGUUGCCCACGCCUGACGUGCAGCCCAAGCCGGAGCUGCCUCCGCCGUUGCCCACGCCUGACGUGCCGCCCAAGCCGGAGCUUCCGCCGCCGUUGCCCACGCCUGAUGUGCCGCCCAAGCCGGAGUUGCCGCCGCCAUUGCCCACGCCCGACGUGCUGCCGCCACCAUUGCCCACGCCUGAUGUGCUGCCGAAGCCAGAGCUGCUGCCUCCGUUGCCCGCACCAGAGGUGCUGCCUAAGCCAGAGCUGCCACCGAAGACAGAGGAGCCGCCGAAACCGGAGCAGCCACCGCUCCCCACCGGUGAUCUUCCACCAAAGCCGGAGCCCGAGCUGCCACCGAAGCCAGAGCUGCCGCCGCUCCCGACGACCGGUGAGCUUCCACCGAAGCCUGAACUACCCAAGGUGGAGCUGCCGGCCGUUCCUGAUGCGCGCGUCCCGGAGCCCGUGGAGCCAAAACCGUGAUACGUUUGGGUGUUGAUACGUGUGUGCAUGCAUUGUCCAUGACGAGUCGACGAGCGCUGCAUUUCGUUGACAUCGAUCCAUGAUCUGUUUUUAUCGUCUGUACCUGUUCAAAUUGUUGUAUACCUUAGCUCACACAUAUUGUUUCGAGAUUGAAUGUUUAUAAUCAUAUAUGUCUAAUAAUGGAUUUUAGAUCUUUCAUCUGUA
Messenger RNA from Brachypodium distachyon (stiff brome), 1208 nucleotides. Its product is annotated as proline-rich protein 4. The record is from RefSeq and is a predicted model, not a curated record. The coding region runs from base 36 to 1004 and encodes 322 amino acids. NCBI's taxonomy places the organism in Eukaryota, Viridiplantae, Streptophyta, Magnoliopsida, Poales, Poaceae. The transcript has a single exon.